GGUCAUCCAAGUUAUGACAAACCGGCUCCAAUCCGAAAUACGUGCAGCCUCAUCCUCUUACACUUGCGCGGUUGCACGUAGUUCCAGCUAAAACCCCGGAGGUUUUGAAAGUGGCCAAAGGGCUUCCAUGGCUUCACUCUCUUUCACUCAUUUUCUUUCUACGCUCAGGUGGAAUUUAAAUUGGGAGUAUCGAUCAUCGUUUAACUUAAUACAACUUCAGGAUUUUAGAUUAAAUAAUAAAUGGUGCCUUGCGGCUACUUCAGGGAACAAAAUUGUGGAGGAAAUGAGUGACAACAAUGUAGUUGCAAAACAGAAGACAUCCCGGAAAUCUAAACGAGCAACCACCAAAAGAACUAGAAAGAAACCAGAAACUGAUGUUACAGGGGAGAAUUCUGGAUUGGAGAUAGAUAAUGAUGCUUCAGAUGAGGAAAGAGUUAUUUCUGCAUCAAAUGAAGAUACUAAGAAAACCUUACAGAGAACACGAACAAAAGCUGCAUCAGCUUCUACUGUUGUGGAGGAAGGAAAAACCAAAAAAGUGAGGAGGAGAAAAACUAAAAAAAAGAUUGGUGAUGUUACAAUGGACCAAGGUGGUGAUUCUGAAGUUAGUGAUGUUGAGGAUUCUAUUUUUGCCACAAACGCAGAGGGUGAGAGUGAGGGAGACAUAGAAUUGGAAGAGGAUGAUGGAGAAGACAUUAGCUUUACAUAUGGUUGGCCUCCACUUGUUUGUUGCUUUGGAGCUGCACAACAUGGUUUUGUGCCUUCAGGAAGGCCAGCUAACAGACUAAUAGAUUAUGAAAUCCAUGAAAGAAUGAAGGAUGCACGAUGGGCUCCAGAGAAAUUUAUUAGGGCUCCUGGGGGAUGUGCUGGGAGUGUAGCAAUAGCUCUAGCAAGUUUGGGUGGUAAGGUUGCCUUCAUGGGGAAACUUGGGGAUGAUGACUAUGGUCAGGCCAUGCUAUAUUACUUGAAUAUGAGUGAUGUUCAAACACGGUCUGUUCGCAUUGACAAGAGAAGGAUGACAGCAGUGUCACAGAUGAAGAUUAGUAAGAGAGGUCGUUUUAGAUUGACUCUUGCCAAACCAUGUGCAGAGGAUUCUAUGUCUAAGUCUGAGAUCAAUAUUGAUGUGUUGAAGGAGGCAAAGAUGUUUUACUUCAGCACACAUUCUCUGCUUGAUAAAAACAUGAGAUUAACUACACUGCAAGCUGUCAAGAUUUCAAAGAAACUAGGGGGGGUUAUUUUUUAUGAUGUGAACCUUCCCUUGCCAUUGUGGCAGUCUUUUGAUGAAACCAAAAUGUUCAUACAACAAGCUUGGAAUCUUGCAAAUAUUAUUGAGGUUACUAAGCAAGAACUUGAAUUUCUAUGUGGUAUCAAGCCCACUGAAGAAUUUGACACCAAAAACAAUGCAAGAUCUAAGUUUGUUCACUAUGAACCAGAAGUGAUUGCUCCACUUUGGCAUAAAAAUCUGCAGGUUUUGUUUGUUACAAAUGGGACUUCUAAAAUACACUAUUACACAAAGGAGCACAAUGGUGCAGUUCAUGGCAUGGAAGAUCCGCCUCUUACCCCUUUCACUUCUGAUAUGUCAGCAGCUGGAGAUGGCAUCGUUGCAGGUCUCAUGAGAAUGUUGAUUGUCGAGCCAGAUCUCAUUACUGAUAAUGGAUACUUGGAACACAUAAUCAAGUUUGCUAUUAACUGUGGGGUGAUAGAUCAAUGGAAACUAGCAAGGACUCAUGGCUUCCCUCCUAAUGAAGAUAUGGAAGAAGAAAUGGAACCUGAUCCAAAUGGCAUAAGAUCAAUAUCAGAAAGAGAAUACUGCACGCUGAACCAGUCUGUCAGUUGAUCCUGUUGUUAGCACUGUUCAUAUGUUCAAUUUUGUUAUAUGCCUUUCCAUGUACGCUUCAUUGUAAUGUGAAGAAAUCAGAGUCUUCUCUACCACACCACGGGUUCCGGGUUUCUGAAGGUAACUUCAAUUGUGUAAACCCAAUUUUUGUUGUACAACUAGACAUAGAAAAUUAAUCAUUGACAGGUUCCCUUGACAAGUAUUCUGUGUCUCCAUUUCUGGCACUGUGACUUAAUAACACUCCUCUUUUGAGGCAGUGAGAGAAAGGUGAUGAAUACUUGUAACCAAAAUAUCAGUCAGAGGAUCUUUAACAUGCAGUAGUGAAUAAAAUUCUUAUGUUGAGUUGUUA
Messenger RNA from Mangifera indica (mango), 2183 nucleotides. RefSeq names its product fructokinase-like 2, chloroplastic. The record is from RefSeq and is a predicted model, not a curated record. Bases 128 to 1834 code for a protein of 568 amino acids. Lineage: Eukaryota; Viridiplantae; Streptophyta; Magnoliopsida; Sapindales; Anacardiaceae. Gene Ontology annotation, cellular component: chloroplast nucleoid. Gene Ontology annotation, biological process: plastid transcription; etioplast organization; chloroplast organization. The transcript is spliced from 5 exons.